Molecule: messenger RNA, 1408 nt
Organism: Phycomyces blakesleeanus NRRL 1555(-)
Lineage: Eukaryota; Fungi; Mucoromycota; Mucoromycetes; Mucorales; Phycomycetaceae
Exons: 7
Coding region: 19-1332 (437 amino acids)
Molecular function (GO): acyltransferase activity, transferring groups other than amino-acyl groups
Source: RefSeq, a predicted model, not a curated record
AUUGAUUUAAUCUAUACCAUGGCCCCAGAAAGAGUCUUUGUUAUUGGUGUUGGCAUGUCCAAAUUCAUCAAACCCCGUGGAAAGGUGGACUACACUGAAUUUGGUCUGGAAGCCUCUGUCAAGGCACUGAAUGACGCUGGUCUGUCUUACGACGAUAUUCAGUUUGCAGCCUGUGGAUAUGUAUUUGCUGAUAGUACAGCUGGGCAGCGUGUUUUAUACCAGCUGGGAAUGACCCAGAUCCCCAUAAUCAAUGUUAACAACAACUGCUCUACUGGUUCGACUGCUCUUUUGCAGGCUCGUAAUGCGGUUGCAUCUGGAUCCGUAGAAUGCGCAAUGGCACUUGGAUUCGAACGCAUGGCCAGUGGGUCCUUGGGAGCAGUGUUUUCUGAUCGUACAAAUCCUCUCGAUCAUGUUGGCACUGUGAUGUUCUCUGAACGAGGAGCCACAAAUGCUCCUUAUGCUGCCCAGAUUUUUGGAAAUGCUGGUAUAGCUUAUAUGGAAAAACACGGUGCUACACCGCGACAUCUUGCAAAGAUUGCCGAAAAGAACCAUCGUCACAGUUCAAACAACCCUUACUCCCAAUUCCAGACCAUCUACACACUUGAAGAAAUUGAAGAGUCACCAAAUGUUUUUGGUCCGCUGACGAAGCUGCAAUGCUGUCCUACUUCAGACGGUGCUGGUUGCGUUAUUGUUUGCAAUGAAUCGUUUGUAGUUAAGCAUGGUCUUGUUGACCAAGCCGUUGAAAUUGCUUCUCAGGUCAUGGCUACAGACUCCCCCCGUAUGUUGUCCAAGGACGGUAUAGAAUGGGCUGGCUCAGAUAUGACUCGCCGUGCUGCCUCUGAAGCCUUUAAAAAGGCCGGAAUUACUCCUAAUGAUGUCCAGGUGGUUGAGCUUCAUGACUGCUUCUCUGCCAAUGAAUUGUUGACAUAUGAUGCUCUUGGCUUGACACCCCCUGGAAAAGCACACACUCUAAUCGACUCUGGGGACAAUACGUAUGGUGGUAAAUAUGUCAUCAAUCCUUCUGGCGGACUCAUUUCCAAAGGACAUCCCCUCGGUGCUACUGGACUUGCUCAGUGUACAGAGCUUGUUUGGCAGAUCCGUGGCUGGGCUGGAGAUAGACAGGUGCCUAAUGUAGAGUAUGCCUUGCAACACAACGUUGGUUUGGGUGGUGCCGUUGUAAUAACUAUCUAUAAACGUGGCCAAGUUAAUCAGCCCAAACCCCUUACAAGAUAUAACCCAGGAUGUGAGGCACGUUAUAUUACUAGAGAAGACUUUGAAAAGGCUGCCUCAAAGCCUGAGAACAGAGCAGCUUUCUUUGAAUCAAAGCUUUAAAGAAGCAAUAGUAGAGCUUUAGAGUAACACACACAAACUGCACUGUGAUAACAAUAAAUACCCAUUUCUAAACUUC